AUGGGCCGCAGCUCCGGUGGCUCGGAGCUGGCUAUGGCCCUGUCCCCCGGUCGCUGUCCCGACUGCCCGGCGCCGGAGCGGGGCGGUGAUGCGGGGGCGAUUUGCAGUGUCCCCCACCUCGGCAUUGCGGUGGACGAGAGGGACGUGCUGCCAGGGGCUCUGCGGCUCAUGCGGGAGCUGAGACCCGGCUGGGACCCCGCCAGGGUGAAGACCAAGCUCUUCACUGAUGGCAUCACCAACAAGCUGGUGGCCUGCUACACGGAGGAGGGCAUGGGGGACGCGGUGCUGGUGCGUGUGUACGGCAGGAAGACGGAGCUCUUCGUGGACAGGGAGACAGAGCUGAGGAACUUCCAGGUGCUGCGUGCCCACGGCUGUGCCCCCGACCUCUACUGCGCCUUCCACAACGGCCUCUGCUACCAGUUCCUGCCAGGCAUCGCCCUGGGGCCUGACCACGUGCGGGACCCCCACAUCUUCAGGCUGGUGGCCCAGCAGAUGGCCAGGGUCCAUGCCAUCCACGCCAAUGGGAGCCUCCCCAAGCCCAUCCUCUGGCAGAAGCUGCACAAAUACCUCACCCUCGUGAAGACGGAUCUCAGCCCAAAGGUAUCCAACCCCAG
Indicator indicator is the source of this 614-nucleotide messenger RNA. Its product is annotated as ethanolamine kinase 2-like. Gene Ontology annotation, biological process: phosphatidylethanolamine biosynthetic process. Gene Ontology annotation, cellular component: cytoplasm. The transcript is spliced from 3 exons. Gene Ontology annotation, molecular function: ethanolamine kinase activity. NCBI's taxonomy places the organism in Eukaryota, Metazoa, Chordata, Aves, Piciformes, Indicatoridae. The record is from RefSeq and is a predicted model, not a curated record. The annotation marks the transcript as partial.